UUCUAGGCGUAAAUUAUUUUCAAAACAUCAUUUUUAAGCAGCAUUGAAGGAUCAUAGCAAUACUUGGCCAGAGUCCUGUUGUGUUAUCCCAAGUAAUGGAUAGAAUGCACUUAAAUGUUGAUUCCGCGAAGUGAACGUGUUCAGUGUGUGUGUUGUGUGUCAUCGUGUCGGUCGGGAUCAUCGGUGUGCCAUUUAGUUUCUCAGAUAAAAACAAGGAAUGCAAAGACGUACUCGCCAGUUUAAUCUGAACUAGUGGAGAGUGAUGAUGAAGAUAUUUUUGCAAUGGAAAAUCUUUCUGUGAAUUUCGGAGGAACGAAGUGGAGUGAUCUGCGGAGAUUGCUUUUGUGUUUUAAAUUAAUGCUAAUUUGGAUUUUGUUGAGUUUGCCGUGUAUAUUCGCGCAUUGUCAAGGCGUAGAAAAUCUGUCAGUGGCAGUUUACCCCAUGGGUAACCUGAAAGUGCACUAUGGAGAUUCCUUUGAACUAUUUUGUGUGGCUGAAAAGUUCACGUCCGCCGAUAUUGAGUUUACAAUGGGGGGUAAGACCAUUCCUUCCGAAGUAGUAAACAGCACAACAAUACGGCUUUACAUGGAAAAACCCGAGAAACAAGUGAACACUUUUUAUUGUCGUAAUAAAAAAACAAACAAGAUAUGCACAAGCAGAGUGGUAGUGGACUCUACACCGAUGGCAGUCACUGAUUUUUCUUGUAAAUCAAAAAAUCUCGAGAUUUUAAACUGUACUUGGAUUGCUCCUGGACCUUUAAGUACGACCCAGAAUUAUAUUACAUUUUUGAUCGAUGGAAAUGCUGUAGAACCCAGUACUCCGAUCAGAGCGGAUCAAACAAGAUAUUGGAACAGUUGGAAUACUUACAGCAUACCAAGAUAUAGACAAAUGGAAAACAAGUAUUAUUUUUAUUUGAGCUCGUGCAGUCCAUUUGGUUGCAAUAAUCAAAGUUUUACAGUUGAUCAUUUCUCUAUUGUGAAGCCUGAUGCUCCAAGUAAUCUGAAGGUAAUAAGGAAUUACACUAAUGGGGUCUAUCUACAAUGGAAUAUACCUAAUAACAUGGUAGAUUUAUUGCCCUGUGGCGUUGAUCAUCGCAUUGAAUAUCAAAUUGAUAAAAUUGACAAUAAAUCUUAUUUCCGAAGUGUGGAUGCAUCAAGUUUACCACCGAAAAAUAGAACAUAUAAAUUUUUACUAACAGAUCUUCCUUAUGCUCACAUGAAAUAUGAAAUCAGGAUCUAUAUCAAAUCUAAAGCUGCAGUGAAAGAAGAGUUUUGGUCAGACUUCACAUAUACCAUGGUAUAUACACUUAGCGAGAGACCUAGAAGACCACCAGACACCGCAGUUGGAGCCUUUGAUCAAUCUUUAUAUCAAACAAAUAGAAUGAUAUACAUUUAUUGGAAACAACUUGAAGAAUAUGAAGAGGCAGGUACAAAUUUCACUUACAAAGUUGUAGUUCAUCAUAAAAGCAAUUAUGAAACUUUGACAGCUGACAACAACAAAAGUUUGAGUUUUGUGGUCUUGGAAAAAGCACCAUUUGAUGCAAUGGAUGUCUACAUUUGGUCUAGAAAUGAUAAUGGAUCUUCCAUUAACAGCAGCCAUCUGUACAUUCCACCCAAAGAAGAUACUGAAGCAUUAAAAGUUUCUUCAUUUACCAAACUAGCUUAUGAAAAUGGUGCAUAUAAAUUGUCCUGGGUUGGUAUAGAACAUAUUGACAAUUAUACACUUUUCUGGUGUCAACAUAAUAGUACAAAAAUUUGUGCAGGCCGAAUGAACUUCAUUGUUUUAAGUGCCAAUAAAACAAUGCAAGUCAUAGAACUACCUAGAGAAAACAGGUAUCAGUUUGCCAUAUCGGCUAAUAAUGGGACGAAAACUAGUGGCAUGGUAUGGGCUAUCUGUGAUAUAUCUAAAGAUGCAAUUCCAAUGUAUGGUUUUCCGGUCAAAAUGGACCAUGGUAUUCCAGGGAAAACUUUUGUAAAGAUUAAAUGGGCAAUGACUUGUACACUUCAAGAAGGAAUCAUUACAGGAUAUUUGAUCGCAUAUUGUCCUGCUCUAGAUACCACUAAUGUUUGUGCAACAAAAAAUAAAACUAACUUAUACAUAUCUAAUCCUAAGCAAAUGGAGAUCAACAUUACAAAUCUUGAACCAUACACUACAUAUAUAUUUACACUGGCAUUGAACACCACUUAUGGAUUUAAAACAGUAGAAAAUGCUUUCACGAGUAUGACUACAACUGAAGAUACUCCAACUAGUCCAGUUAAUAUUAAUAUAACCGAUGUGCUUAGUGAUUCAUUGACGAUUUCAUGGGACCCACCUAUUCAUAAAAACGGAGUUAUUGGAAAAUAUGUCAUAAAUAACUAUGGUCAAGAAGUUUAUGUAGAAAAAGUUUCAGAUAAAGAUGAAGAUUCAAAAAGAAGGCAUAUUCGUUUGACUGGCUUACAGGGGUUUACUAAUUAUUCAUUGAGUGUACAAGCAUGUAGUACAGCUAUAAGCAGUUGUUCGGUUUUGAAUCCACAUGAUGCCCUUUUUGUCAGGACGAGAAUAGGUCCUCCUAGUAAAAUGAGGGCUCCAACUGUUAAAAAUAAUCCAGAUUUUAUUAAGUGGGUUCCACCAAUAAUACCAGGGGGGACGAUUGACCUUUACCAAAUUAAAAGGAUUAAAGAUGAGAGUGAAGCUGAAAUAAUAAAUACUACAAACCUUUCAUUUUCAUUGAUACAUUGUGAAGGUGGAGUUGCCGGACAAACUUACCAAGUUAGAGCUGUUAAUUUUGAUGAAGAUCCUUACCACGGUGCUUUAACUGACAAUAAGGAUGUAUACCUACAUAAUGCUAACUAUAAAGGUAUACUAGAAUAUCCUGGAGAAUGGAGUGAGCCAAGUUUUGUAAAUUGUACAAGCAAAGAACAUGUGACACUAACUCUUAUUUUAAUGGGAAUAUUUAUGAUAAUUGGUAUUAUGUAUGGUUUUAUUAAAUGUUACAAGAAAUACCGAAAAAUGGAAGAUAUUAAACCAGUUUUACCAAGUGGACUAGGAGUCCCCGAAAAGGAUAUUUCGAAAUAUGCUAUUGGUGGUUGGAAUCCUACAAACAAGGAUGAGAAACCAUCUUCAGACGAAAUGUUGCUAUUACCAAAUAGUAGAACCACUGUAUCUUCAGAAUUGAAACAGAAAGAAAACAAUAACAGUGCUUCUAGUGAUCACACUGAUAGUACAGCUUUAUCAGAUACAUCACAUGGGCCUGUAGAAAGACAAAUCUCCUCAUCUGAUGAUGGAUCUAAUUCAUCACUACAUCUUGAAGUAGAACCUACGAGAACAGCUGACAGUAACAUCGAUGGCGAAUCAUGCAAUUCCGAAACUGAAACAUCACAAAUACCGUCACCAUUCUUUAAUGAUAAUACUUUCAAGAAAAAUCCAAGUGGCUAUGUGCAACAAUCUGUAGUGAGUCCUAAUACAGGAUAUGUUCAAAGUGUUCAAGCAGGCGUUACAAACCCACCACAACCCUCAUCACUCAGUGCCAGCUCUAGUUAUGUAAUGGCAGCUCUGUCUCCACCUAUAUUUACGACACGUGUUGCUCAACCUUGCGUAACGAGUUCACAAUCAGCAGGAGGCUAUGUGCACCCUGAAGGUGCUCAAACUAUAUCAGCAAUGAAUUUCCCGAAAUUGGGGCAGACAACGAACAAACUGUUUGGUCCUGAAAGCUUGCCAACAAUGCAAACCUUGCCACCAGCGAAACACACUGCAGACAGCAGCUACAUUCAACUGCAAUCUCUAGAUUCCUUGCCCAGACACAAACAUCCUGCCCGAAGUACAGUGCCAUUAAAGACGCCAGCGUCUACCGGCUACGUCCGCCAAGGUGACGCUGUUAUUAAUAAGCACCUGAAUAAUAUGCUAUCAGGUGUUCAUUGUGGCGAAGAAUCGGCUAUUUUGGAUCCUGCAAUGUCGCCUGACGCGUACUGCAGAUUUUCAUGGAGUACCGAUCCAGCCAAUGACAACAUUCAUUCGUUACUCGCCGAUUCGCCUAGAUUAAAUUCAUCGAAAAACGGAGUCAAUCAUUAGUGAUAUAUAUAUAUUUAAU
Bombyx mandarina (wild silkworm) is the source of this 4066-nucleotide messenger RNA. RefSeq names its product cytokine receptor domeless. The record is from RefSeq and is a predicted model, not a curated record. Gene Ontology annotation, molecular function: protein binding. NCBI's taxonomy places the organism in Eukaryota, Metazoa, Arthropoda, Insecta, Lepidoptera, Bombycidae.